This is a messenger RNA of Plasmodium gallinaceum, 522 nucleotides long. RefSeq names its product conserved Plasmodium protein, unknown function. The record is from RefSeq and is a predicted model, not a curated record. Lineage: Eukaryota; Apicomplexa; Aconoidasida; Haemosporida; Plasmodiidae. The transcript has a single exon. Bases 1 to 522 code for a protein of 173 amino acids.
AUGGAAUAUAAUAUAAAUAAUAAUAUACAAGAGCUAACAAAUGUAAAAGAUGUAGAAAAAGAAAAUGUAGAUAUAAAAAUGGAUAAUAAGAAUGAAUUAAAAAUUAAUGAAUAUGAUGAACUACAAAAUGAAGUAAACAAAAUGAUUGAAAGAAAUAGAAUGUAUUUAAAUUUGACAAAUAAUAAAACAAUUUCUAAUAAUAAACAUAAUAUAACAGUAAAACCAAUUAGAAGAACAUAUAAUAAAUUUAAAAAUAUUUCAAAGAAUAAAAAUUUAACAGAAAUGACACAAGCAGGAAGAGAAUUAGAAAAAAAAAUGCUAGAAGAGAUUAGUGAAAGAAGGAAAAAAAACAAAAUAAAAAAGGAAAAGAAAAAAGCUAAAAAAUUAGAAGGGGAAUUGAAAGUGGGUAAUAUGACUGUUAUUAAAGACUUAUCAAAAAUUCGCAAAUGUGAUAAAAAAACAAAAAAUAAAAUUUAUAAAUUAUCAUCGGAAGUAAUAAAUAAAAUUUUAAAGAAAAAUUAA